AUGUCUUCUGAAAAUUCCACAACAAAUCUGCAAGUAUUUCUGAACCCGGAUGUACUGCAUUUCUUCUUGACUUUCAAUCUUAUGAUCUGUGGUAACGUGAUUGGUGUUCUCGGAAUUCUUGGAAAUGUAUUAAACAUUGCCAACUUUGCUAAAGACCGAAUGGAAGACACUGUAAGUAUAACACUGAGCGCUCUGGCCGUCAGUGAUGUUGGGGCGCUGGUCGUGCAAAUGUUUAUCAACGUGUUGAGUAAUUCAUUCUGGACUGACGUCGAUCAUCCAUUCCUCACAAUGUCGAUCUUGUCCGCCUUGCUGGUAUAUCCUCGAGAGUACUUCGUUAGAGUGAGUGGGUUUAUUACGGUGUUCGCCUCCUUUGAGAGAUGCCUAUGUGUAGUCGCGCCCUUGAAAGUCAAGAGAAUCAUCACGCGAAAUGUCGCCAUAACAGUCAACACAAGUAUUUUCAUUGUCCUUCUCCUCUACUUAUACCCUACCAUCGCUUUCAUCUACUUUGACUGGGGGGUAGAUUCUAGGAGAAACAGGAGCGCCAUUGUUGUAUUUUAUAGGGACAAUGCUGAGAGUGUUUUCACAGUUUCCUACGCAGUGGCGGAUCUGUUCCUACCUUAUUGUACCUUUUUCUUUCUGAUACUCUCCAACACGGUCAUCGUCACGACCCUCAAGUCUAAAUCCAAGUGGAGACAAUCGGUAACAGGUAGUAGCUUCAGCCAUGAUUCCAACAAAGGUAUGAUAUCUACAAAGGAGAAGAAGCUGGUGGUCAUGUUGGUUAAAAUAUCAACAAUCUUCAUCGGCUGUCUCUUUCCUCAAUCUGCUUUGUUCACGGCUGUGGGCCUGGUCCGUGAGAUGAAGCUGAAUGGACUUUACUUUGACUUAACUCGGAUGGUCUAUUCUUUCACUUUUUUAUUGGAGACCAUUAACUGUAGCGUCAAUAUUAUUGUCUAUUACAGCAUGAGUUCAAAGUUCAGGAAAAGAAUACAAUCGUGGUUUCCUUCUCUUAGAUCUUAG
This is a messenger RNA of Biomphalaria glabrata, 1017 nucleotides long. RefSeq names its product probable G-protein coupled receptor frpr-1. Gene Ontology annotation, molecular function: G protein-coupled receptor activity. The record is from RefSeq and is a predicted model, not a curated record. The transcript has a single exon. Bases 1 to 1017 code for a protein of 338 amino acids. Lineage: Eukaryota; Metazoa; Mollusca; Gastropoda; Planorbidae. Gene Ontology annotation, biological process: G protein-coupled receptor signaling pathway. Gene Ontology annotation, cellular component: plasma membrane.